UCCACAACAUCCGCAACACCGUGACCGAAAUUCACGAACUUUUUACCGAACGAUCCGAGUUUGCACAAGAAAGAUCGAUUAAUGUAAAAACUGUACAAUCGGCCGCCAAAACCGAUGCAGCCAGUGAAUAGUGAUAACACUAUUUUCCCAGUUACUACACACCAGUUUUUGUGGAGACGUCCUUUACGUUCUAAAUAAGUUCCGCAAUCUGCAGUUUGUUUGUGGAGCAAAUCAUGGCAGCUAUCUGGACGAUUCUGUUUUCCGUGGCCUGUUUGUUGCUGUUGCGCCUGGUGCAGCUGCUGAUCUCAGUGCGAAGAAGGCGGAGCACCUCGACGAUCGCGCCACGCUCCAGCCCAGCCCGAACGAUGAUCGUGAUGGGAUCUGGAGGCCACACGGCGGAAAUGUUGCGCAUAGUCGAUCGGCUGGAUAAUGCGUGUUACACGCCUCGACAGUACAUCAUUGCAAGCACCGACAAAACGAGCGUUGUGAAAGUUAUAGAGAGCGAAAUACGGAGAGAGCCAGACACAGCGAAUCAGACUUACGAAAUUAUCACGAUUCCGCGCAGCAGAGAAGUCCACCAGGGCUACUUCUCGGCCGUAGCCACCACGUUCAUGGCGUUGGUCCAUAGCGUGCCGAUCGUGCUGAAAAGUCGACCGGAUCUUAUUCUCACGAACGGUCCGGGUACAUGCAUCCCCAUUUGCAUUGCUGCUUUCUUGGCGAGACUCUUGUUUCUUAACACCAAAUGUAGAAUAGUGUUCAUUGAAAGUUUUUGUCGAGUGCGCAGUCUUUCGCUCAGCGGACGAAUCCUGUUGUUCAUCGUGGACAUGUUCGUUGUGCAGUGGCCAGAGCUGGCUCAACAAAUUGCUACUUCUCGAGAGAACGUGCAAUGUUUCGGACGUCUUUAGAAUCUCUAAG
Anopheles darlingi is the source of this 915-nucleotide messenger RNA. It is a transcript of the gene Alg14, whose product is annotated as UDP-N-acetylglucosamine transferase subunit ALG14 homolog. Bases 234 to 905 code for a protein of 223 amino acids. The transcript has 2 exons. Gene Ontology annotation, cellular component: UDP-N-acetylglucosamine transferase complex. Gene Ontology annotation, biological process: dolichol-linked oligosaccharide biosynthetic process. The record is from RefSeq and is a predicted model, not a curated record. Lineage: Eukaryota; Metazoa; Arthropoda; Insecta; Diptera; Culicidae.